Molecule: messenger RNA, 4762 nt
Organism: Biomphalaria glabrata
Lineage: Eukaryota; Metazoa; Mollusca; Gastropoda; Planorbidae
Product: arrestin domain-containing protein 17-like
Exons: 8
Coding region: 215-1435 (406 amino acids)
Biological process (GO): protein transport
Cellular component (GO): cytoplasm
Source: RefSeq, a predicted model, not a curated record
AGAGUCCUAUGAAGCAAAAUCAACGUACUCUCACUCACAGUCACAUGACUUUCUGCUUACAUUUAAACCUACCGAUUUGGACUAUUUCACUAGUUUUCUAUCCUGGCCCUUUGGGGGCUUUUAGCAUGGAUUCUAACUUGCAUAGUAGUGAAGAACAAGAUUCCAAUUAAAACUUUAUGGUCAAGCAACUACUGUAAAACUUGUGGAAGUCUACAUGAUGGGAAAGUUAAAUAUAUUCGAGAUUUGUUACACAAAUUUAACUGGUGUGUACUAUGCAGGUCAGGUUGUUGAAGGGAUUGUGACUGUGGAACUGAAAGAACCAAUGAAAAUGAGAGGGAUCAGAAUCAACUUUAAAGGUGAAGCUUAUGUUAUGUGGGAGGAGAGGAGAACAGAAAAACAUGGUCAUGAGGAAAGUGAUGUUAAUGACACUUAUUUUAACUCAGAAAAAUACUUUGAUCAAGAUAGCCUUUUAUUUGGCAUCUGGCCGAAUCAAGGUAAUAGAACUCAAGAGCUUCCUGCAGGGCGGCAUACUUUUCCUUUUUCCUUUCAACUACCUUUUAAUCUACCAUCCUCAUUUGAAGAUUAUGUGGGCUAUGUAAGGUACACUGCCAUUGGCAUAAUAGAUAAACCAUGGAAAUUUAACCACAAAACUAAACGUCCAUUUACUAUUAUUGGUGUUCUAGACUUGAAUCAGAUUCCAGGCGCCCAGCAAAGACUGCAGGUAACAAAAGAGAAAAAUGUAUGUUGCCUUUGUUGCAAGACUGGACCUAUUCAAGCUACAUUUAACAUUGAAAGAACUGGUUAUGUUCCUGGUGAAGCUAUCAAAAUCUAUGCAGAAAUUAGAAAUGGCUCUAGCAGGAGAAUUGACAAAUCAUAUGUUAACUUGAUUAUGUACAAGACUUUUCAUGCUGUAACAAGAGCACGAACUGAUAUUCAAGAGAUAGCCAGGGUGACUAGGCCUUCUAUUCCAGCUCACAGUGAAGAUGUCUGGUCAGGAGAGAAUCUUGUCAUUCCACCUUUACCGCCAUCAUAUUUACAAGGCUGUCGAAUUAUUGACAUCAACUAUAUUUUGAAGUUAAAUGUAGAUCCUAGUGGGCCCAGUCUUGACUUGAUAAUUCCUUUUGAAGUUAUCAUUGGAACAGUGCCAUUGGCAUUUGUGGUGGAAAGUUGUCCACCAAUGCCUCCCUCUCCAAUUGCUUUUGAAAAACUGUAUCAGUGGGACCUUACUCCUUCUGCCCCACCACCAAAUGCCAUGGCUGCUUUACCUCCUGGUAGUCCAUCUAACAAUCCACCUCCAUCAUAUAAAGAAUGCAUCACUGGUCCCUAUAGCAUUCGAGAUAAAGAUGACAAUGAGCAUGUGAAAGGUCAACUCAGCUAUGCUCCAUCCUACACAUACUACAAUUGGGGUCACAAGCCAAGUGGUUUACCAUCAUAAUUGUUGUUGGCCUCCUUCAGUCAUAGAAAGACUAGGGUUCAUCUCAUAGAAUACUUUUUCAUGUUACUGUGGAGCCCUAUUCUCAAGAGACAUUCCUGUCUACAUGUAUUGCAUAUUAAGGUGGCAUUUGCUUUGGUAUUAGAGGAGCCAUCCAUAAUGUAGAAUGAACAAAUAUGUGAACAAAAAUUUUUAUAGGCCUUGCAUUUUGUACCAAAAUUAACAGUCAUCUGUUUGUGUGAAUGAUUCAAUUAUAUCUAACAGAAGGACACGCUGCAGUUCAAAUAGAACUCCAAAGCUAACCCCAUCAUUUAUACAAUAGACACGUACUGGCUUAAAUUGGGUUUUAAAUGGAAAGCAGUUGGUGAUCAUAUGUGCGGUGUCUUCUAUUCCUGUGAUGUAAUUCUUAUCCUUGCAAAUACAAAUCUGUGACCUAUGAUGCUUUAAAAACUGACAGUUUAUUCUCAUUGUUUAUGUUACUUUUAUAUUAUUUUAGUAUAGAUCAAUAUUAUUAAUCUUAUAAAAAAAUUUUUGAUUGUUACAUGCUGAUUCUCAGUCAUUGUUUUGUAGCUCUAAACAGCUAGUACGACUAAAUCAAAGUAGGCAUAUGUUAUGUUGACUUUUGUUGUCAUGAAAUAAAUUUGAAACAAGUAAAUUACAAAAAAAAAUACUUUAAAAAAAGAAACAGAGCUUAAAUUGAAUGAAAUUGCAUUAAUUAUUUUCAAUCAAUUAUGUAAUUAAUUUUUAAUAGAUCUAGACUUGCAAUAAUAAAUUUGUGAGAUUGGAAAUAUUCUUAUUAAUUGUUUUUGUUUAAUGCCACUUUCAUGCUUAUAGCAUGCUCAGUAGUGCGCUAUGGCCCAAUCACUUUUGUGGACUGAUUUGAAAGGGAUGGGGGGUAUCUGGGAGAAGGUUUCUGUUAAUCAUUUUAAUAUUUGUUUUAUUAUGGGGUUUAAAAAAUAUAUGGAAAUAUUCUAAAUUGUCAUAUCAAUAUUAAAUGUUAAACUACAAUUAUAUUCAACUGUUGCAACAAACUUUAAAUGCCAAUCUUCUAAAACUGUGUUAAUUGUUUUUAUCAUUGUUCUGAACAAGCUAUACAAAUAUAAUCUGUGAUAUGAACAAUAAGAUGGGAACUUAAUAUCUAUUUAUUUUAUUUUAAACAUGAAUCUAAUAUCCAUGUAUUGUAUUUUAAACAUGAAUCUAAUAUCUAUGUAUUGUAUUUUAAACAUGAAUCUUGAAUCUGAAUUUCAUUUAAUGAAUUUUUUAAAAUUUAAUUUCAAAAUUUAUCUUUGUGCACUUUUUUUUGUAUGUACUUUCACUAAAAGUAUUUUUUUUCCCUCUAAUUGUCAUGUCUAUGUUUGAGAUUAUUGACUGACUUGAUUAUUUAUUAAAUGUUAUAUGGACUAUGAGGAACCAAAUUUGGGUCUCAUUUUAACUGCUGAAUAACUUGUAUUGUUAUAAUGUAAAUUAUGUUUCAAUAUCUUAUGACAAUCUUUUACAACAUUUUUAGAAUAAUGCAUUUGUUGAUAUUUUAGAAUGACAUGAACUUUCACAUCAUUUUAUAAGAAUGCUUCUGUCGAUAUUGUUACGAUUUUCUCUACCAGGCCUUCUGUAAACACUGCUCAAAACAACACAUCUAAAACAAGAACUUGACAAGAGUUUCAAAAAUAGUGUGGUAGUUUGAUGAUUAAAUACAUCAACAGCCAAUACAACACAAUUCAUUACACUAACUACAAAUGCUUUCUUGUACUUAACAAAACUGUCUACUAAACACUACUAGUCUCUCUGUCUACUCCUAGACUAGUACAGCUACAUUCUCGAGGACUCACUUUGUACCACACUGUCCUUACUGCCUUGCUGUCCUGGACUGAACAGCCCUUUCUUACACACUGUCUCUCAUCUGUGAAGGCUAUUGAUCACAUGACCAAAACAUGUCAUAUUUAUGUGUACUCACAGUACUGUCUUUUGUCCAUUGACAGCCGUUAACCUAGGUGAUUUGCUUGAGUCGUGUGUCAGUAGGUCACACACACAUUAACCCUAUCAGUCAGCCACAACAAUAUUUAAGAUUUAAAUGUGACACUGUUUAAGAAACGUGUUAUUAAGUUAUAUCAAGGUGAUUGCAAUUAUUAAAAAGUGACAGUAUUUCAGUUUCAGUAAGCUAAGAAAAUAGUCUCAGUAAAGUAUUUGUUUAAAUUGUUGCAUUGUAAAAUUAGUUGAAGUCAAUACUUUUAACAAAUAUUUUCAAAUGCAGCCUAAAUUCACAUUAAACAUGCCUUUAGUUAUAUUUUUUUAUAUGUGGUUAAGAAAUGUAAAGUUUGUUGAUGAUGAUGACUGUGAUACAGAAGUUGACAUAACUGUUUUCAAGCUAUUAACAGGAUAAUGUGAAAACGCAAUCAGAGAUUUUGUUGGUUUCACAAUGUAAAAGUUAUUUGUAUGUGAAAAGUUUUGGAGAAUGUAAUUUAAAAUGAGUGGCAGAUGCUUGAUAAAGUAACAGUUGAUACAUAGCCUAAUGCAAAAUCCACAAACUUUUUACCUCAAAUUAUAAUUUUCAGUUUUAAUAAAAAUCUAAUAAUAACUUUUUUACACUCAAUAUCAUUUUCAAAACACAAUUUAUGCUCUGAAAAAAAUUUAAACAUUGUUGUUAUUUUUCAUUUCAUAUUGACAUUUAGGCCUAUUCUUGAUUUGUUUGUUUUACACUUUAUUAGAGACAUAUUAUGUAAUCUAUUCUUGAAAAUAUUUUUUACUCUUUUUUUUAUAAGUUUCUUUUUAAUUUAAAUUUUUAAUAUUUUAACAAUAAAUUUUAAAUUUAAAUUACUUUCUAAAUUAAACCACUGGAGGUACCUGAAAAUGACUUCAUUUGCAUUUAAAUAAUAAUAUCUUUAUUAUCCUAUGGGAAAUUUAGUUUACAAUAAGUCAUAACACAGAACAAAAUACUAAAACCAUGCAAAUUAAAUGUACAUUCAUAUAACAGUCAUAAAAAAAUUGCAUGAGGAGUUUUUGACAAAAGGUGGGCAGUUAGUCCAUAAUUUUAUUCUUGUGUUCCUUUCAUCAGUCCCUAGAUAUUCCCUAAAUGUGAGUAAAAUAUAGUGUCGGUUAUCUUAUAAACUGAUAAUUUAAAUGCAAUGCAUAAUUUGAUGAAUUCACUUGAUUUCUUCCCACAAAUUUAUUUAAUCAUACCCAUGGGCAGGCAUCUACAUUUCGAAUGGAAAAACACUUUCCUGCACACCGUAUUUAAAACUAGUUUAACUGCCUGCUACUCUAAUCUCUGACCUAUAAUUUACAUUCUGGAAAAAUAAUUUUAGUAGUGCACGUAUGUAAAAAAAAAAAGAAGAU